Zingiber officinale is the source of this 3305-nucleotide messenger RNA. RefSeq names its product formin-like protein 5. NCBI's taxonomy places the organism in Eukaryota, Viridiplantae, Streptophyta, Magnoliopsida, Zingiberales, Zingiberaceae. The record is from RefSeq and is a predicted model, not a curated record. The transcript is spliced from 6 exons. Gene Ontology annotation, molecular function: actin filament binding. Gene Ontology annotation, biological process: actin nucleation; actin cytoskeleton organization. Bases 323 to 3064 code for a protein of 913 amino acids.
GCACAUUCCAGAACCCUAGAUCUCGAUUGCAUUGUCCGUCUGGUGAUUUUGCCGCCGCCAUGCCGGUCCGGGAAGGAGGCUACCUUUUUCUCGAUAUUUUCCGGGAUUUUCGGCGUUGAAAAAGGUCACUUGAAUGCCCUGACAAUGACUUCGAUGGACGAAAUUUUUUGCCAGCCUAGUCGUUGGAUACUAUUCGGCGGGAUUUGAAGGUGUUUUCUGGAGGGACACUUGUGAUUGUGCUGGGAGCCGAUUUCAGCUUUAGUUGGAGCUACGGAUUCGAUGAAAUUGAUAGAUCGUUGGCGCGAGAUUGAUUCACAGGACGAUGGUUGUAGAAACGUUCGUGAUCGUGAUCGUUUAUCUUUUUCUCGCUCAUGGUUUGCUGAUGCACGGAUCAGAAGGGAAACUGGUGGCCGCGGACUUGUCGUUGAAAAUGACUGAUUCUAUGCUGAUAGAUUAUCCUCUGCUGCACGAAUACACGGGUAGAAUGUAUGGUUACGAAGUUGUGAACACUCUUCACCCAAAAGUAAAGCAUGCAGUCAACCAAUGUUUCAUUAGGAGAGGAUUUGACUUGGAUCUUGCUAAAGAUAAUUAUAGACUUAAUAGCAUGCACAUUGAGUGCUUAGAGUUAAUAACUAAUUGGCUUCAUGCACAUGGAAGACAUUUAACAAAUCAAUCUCCAAGGUCUGUGCCCAACUUCUACCUAGAUGUAGGCAAAUUUCCUGCUCCAGCUGCAGGUUCAACACCUUCUCUAAGUGCAUCACCUAAACUUACAGAUGAACAACAAACAUCUGCUCCUGCUAUAUCCCAAUCACCAGAUCUAGCACCUACAAGCUCUGCAUCUCUCCAUCAUUACUCAAUUGUUUUGUCAAUUUCUUCACCAAAACCACCCAAAAUUGCUCCUACGAUCCCUUCAUCUUCACAUGGGGAUCAACAAGAUAGAACAAAACUAGUUAUCAUUGCAGCAGUUCUAUCGUCGACUGGGACAUCUAUUCUCCUCCUGUGUAUAUUCUGUUGUUACCGGAAAUUUUGCAGACAGCGUCACUACUUAGUAAAUGGGAAAGAUGAAAGACCCCUCUUGCAUCUAUGUAAUGUCUCUGGAUUAUCGAAUUUGUCAUUUGGUCAAGUUGGUUUGAGUAAUCAUACAGAUAAUCUUGGUGGCUUGCCAUCUGAUGUUGGACUUAACCAAAAUGACCAUGUUCUGUGUGAAGAUUUCAAUCCCAACAGCACUUCUCUAUCUGAUAUAGUGUCAAGCACUCAAUCUUUUGGGCUUAAAAAUAGUUCUGGAUCUAAAACACUUCCUCUUCCUCCUGGUAGAUCAACCAUUCCUCUUAGUGCCCCUCACCAUCCAACUGCUGCUCUUCCUCCACCUUCAGCUCCUCCUCCUCCUCCUCCUCCUCCUCCCCCUCCCCCUCCCCCUCCCCCUCCCCCUCCCCCAGUUAUACCUCCCGCUACUAAGGCUGCACCUCCACCCUCUGCUCCACCACUACCAUUUCCAAACCAAAAAUCUGGUGCUCAGAUACCAUCACCACCAGAAAGAAAUACUGCUGUUCAACCACCUCCACCAUCACCAAAUGCUGCUUUUCCUCCUCUCCAAGUUCAAGGAAAUUCUAGAACUAAGCAGCCACCAAGUUUUGAGCUGAAUCAUUUCACAAGUCUCAAUGCGGAUAGUGACAAGAGUGGCCCUAAAACAAAGCUGAAGCCGUUCUUUUGGGAUAAAGUUCUUGCAAACUCUCAGUCCAAUGUUUGGUCUCAUAUAAGAUCAGGUUCUUUCCAGUUCGAUGAGGAGAUGAUUGAAUCAUUAUUUGGCUACAAUAACGCUGCUGGUGGAAAGGUUGAUGGAAAGAAGGAAUCAACUAGUGGUCUUCCCUCGCCUCAGUUUAUCCAGCUUCUUGAGCCAAAGAAGUCUCAGAAUCUAGCAAUAUCAUUAAAGGCUCUGAACAUAAAAAAACACGAAGUCAGUGAAGCACUCAUGGAAGGAAAUGAGCUUCCUACUUCGCUUCUUCAAGCAUUGCUGAGAAUGCAACCUACCACUGAUGAAGAGCUGAAACUUCGGUUGUAUACUGGUGAUUUGUCCCUUCUAGGUCCUGCAGAACAAUUCCUUAAGGAAUUGAUUGAUAUUCCUUUUGCCUAUAAAAGGAUGGAUGUCUUGCUAUUCAUGUCUCUUCUACAUGAGGAUGUCUCAAUCAUAAAUGAAUCUUUUGCAAUUUUAGAGGUAGCUUGUGCUGAACUCAGAAGCAAUCGGCUCUUCUUGAAGAUAUUGGAAGCUGUUCUUAAGACUGGCAACCGCAUGAAUGAUGGUACCUUCCAUGGAGGUGCUGAGGCAUUCAAGCUUGACACUCUGUUGAAGUUGGCAGAUGUUAAGGGUACAGAUAAGAAAACCACUCUGUUGCACUUCGUUGUUAAAGAGACUAUCCGUUCAGAAGGUAGACGUGCUGCACGUCUAGCAAGAGAAAGUGGAUACAUGUCCAUCCUCAAUAAUUAUAACUUUUCUAAUGAUUCCGUUGAAGACUCUAAAGCGGAUUCUGAAGAACGUCUCCAUGCAAUUGGCCUUGAAGCUGUUUCUGGUCUAAGCAGUGAGCUUAAUAAUGUCAAGAAAGCAGCAGGAUUUGAUAUUGAUGCUACAACUAAUUCAGUGGCCAGUUUUGGUCGCAAGUUAGUGGAGAUUAAGGAGUUUCUAAACAAAGAUAUGAGAAUCUUGGAAGAGGAAAGUGGAUUUCAUCAUUCCCUUGAGUGCUUCGUAGAACAUGCUGAAUCUGCCAUAACUUUCUUGUUGGAAGAACAAAGGAGGAUAAGAUCCUUGGUGCAGAGAACUACUGAUUAUUUUCAUGGAAGUGCAGCGAAAGAUGAAGGAUUGCGGUUAUUCAUCAUCGUAAGAGAUUUCCUUGUCAUGUUGGACAAGAUAUGUACAGAAGUAAAGAAAUCGUCAAAGAAAGUCUCAAGGCCAGUAAAAAAAAAUAGAGACAUUUCAACAGAACCUCCUAGUCCUGGUCCUCGACAACUAUUAUUUCCUGCAAUAAGAGAUCGGCAGGUUGAUAGUUCCAGUUCAGAUGAAGAGGAUCUCUGAAUGUGGCUAAGCAAAGGUAACAACUUUGCUAAUUUUUAUGAAAGUAAGAGCAUUGUAUUUGUAUAUACCCUGUUUGUACUCCAUCCUCUGACUAGAAACUAUUGUUUUGAAAAGCUGUUGUUUUGUUUUGCAUCAGGCAAUGUAUGUUUGGAGUCAUUUUGAAUUGUAUAAACGACAUGAAAGGUUUUACUCAAUUAUAGAAUGACGGUAAGCUAAGCAGCAAAUACCUUUUCUCAGUUUA